This is a messenger RNA of Trichoderma asperellum CBS 433.97, 1023 nucleotides long. RefSeq lists its product as uncharacterized. The record is from RefSeq and is a predicted model, not a curated record. Gene Ontology annotation, biological process: protein import into nucleus. Gene Ontology annotation, molecular function: small GTPase binding; guanyl-nucleotide exchange factor activity. Lineage: Eukaryota; Fungi; Ascomycota; Sordariomycetes; Hypocreales; Hypocreaceae. Gene Ontology annotation, cellular component: nucleus.
CCAGGCUGAACCGCCAUGUUGCGCAUGGAGGGGCGGAGCAGCACCUUGUGAUGUCAUUUGCCAACCCCACCGUGGUAUUUAAGCUAGCCAUCGCCAACUGCGCGACAGCCUUGCCUCGCAAAACGGGUGUCCCAUUUACAGCCUGCAAACAACAGCACAGCCCAUAUCGAUUCAGCCAUGUCGAGCUACAGAAACACCCCCCUCUACGGCGGAGCCAUUGCCUGCGACCUGCCAAAACACUUCGCAGACGUAAGCAAGCUGAGACAGGUUCCCGACAACCAGGAAGUAUGGAUCGAUAAGGAUGGGUUUACAAGCAUCAUCUUCGAUAUUUCAGAGCGCGUUGGCGGCCCCGGUUCCAGCCCAGAGAUCGACGGCCGUGCCAUGACCACGCAUCUGGAAGACAUGGUUGGAGCAGACAUCGACACAGUCAAGAUCUGGAACACUGCCGAGACCGAAUUCACAAAAAUGAGCGACUUGAAACUCCCCGCAUAUACCCUCAUCGCGACGCAGACACCCAAGACCCAUUCCAGCAGCUCAAACUCUGCGCCCGACUUCACGGCCAUCACCAUGACGCUACUUCGCCUUGAAGAGCAGAAGACCGACAUCCUCAUCACCAUCAACGUCCCCCACAUUCGAGGUGAAUACGAUGCUGACGAAGUCGAUCUUGAGCUGGGCAAGCAGGGCAAGCUCAUCGGAGACGCUGUGGAGAUUGCAGCGCGCAUUUGGGAAACUUUCGUGAUCAAGGACUGGGGGCUGUUUCACGAAGCUUGAAGCAUUUAAUGAAAAUGAAUAGUAUACCAAAGACAUGCAUGGGCUUGAACGAACAAAGUCGCCAUGCGCAUCUAUCUAUCUAUAUGCUUGUGUUUUUUUUUAAAACGAAUAAGUAAGCGCUGUCAUUUUAGUUUUAGACCUAUCCAUGAACGCUUGGGACUUUUUAUAUACGGAGCAUUCACAGCCAUGUACAAUCGCUAGUAGAUGCAAUGUUCUUAUACUAUCACAUCUGGUACGAUCGCAUUAUCGAAA